GGCCCAGAAGGCGGCUUCGAUGAUACACCCAUCCCGUCCCGCCCGCCAGGCUACACGCUCAAGAUCACCAUCCAUAGGGCAACGCACCUCCCCAUGGCCGACUACAACACCCUUUCCUCGGACCCAUACGUACUAGCCCAGAUCGACACUGACACGCCGACACGGCACAAGGAGGACCCUCCGUUGCGCUUCCGAACGCCUACCAUCCGCCAGAAUGUCGAGCCGGUAUGGAACGAAGACUGGAUCGUGGCCAAUGUGCCGGCUUCAGGGUUCAAACUGAAGCUCCGUGUGUACGAUGAAGAUCCCGCCGACAAGGAUGACCGGCUGGGCAAUGUGCAUGUGCAUGUCAAUUCGAUCAACGACAGCUGGCAAGGCAUCAAUGAGCAGCCGUACGAGAUUAUGAUGCGCUCGGGUAGUAAGCGAGCGUACUUCAUCCGCAUGAUGGCUGUGUGCCUGAACCGCUCCAAACACAUCCGUGGCGACCUGUAUGUGAGUAUUGAGAACCUUGGCCGGACCAAGGACGAUGGUCAGAACGGCCGUCUCUACACAGUCGGUCCCUGUCGUUGGAUCAAGCACUUCGAUCCAAUCCUUGGCCGUAUGGUGAACAUCCGGGAACCGGACGAGGACGAGAGCGAAGAGAAGCCGGCGGAAGAUCACGCAAACGGUUCGCAAAACCAGCAAACCAAGGGCAAGCGUGAAGUGAAGCAUUACAACUUCCAAGCCAACCAGCUCCAGCUCGAAGGACCCGUCCCCGCCCAACUAUACCACCGCUUCGUCGAGUUCAAACCAUGGGUCAAGCGCAUGUUCACCUCUUCCGGCAUCGAAGGCUACGUUCUCGGCAAAGCUCUGCAUCACCAGCAUUCCCGCAUCUACAACUUUGACCGGCGGACUGAAUGGGGCCACUUUCCGCAGGGGCCCUGCCCGGAAAUGACGAGACAGUUCCUCGACCUCGUCCACUGGGACAAGGGCGGCCGCAUCUUCACCUACGUCCUUACCCUCGACGCUCUGUGGCGCUUUACCGAGACAGGCAAAGAGUUCGGCAUCGACCUGCUGAGCAAACACACCAUGCACAGCGACGUCAACAUCUACAUCGCAUGGUCCGGCGAAUUCUUCAUUCGCCGCUUGAAACAUGCGCGUCGACCCCCGCCUCCCGAACCAGCCGAGUCGAGCUCCCAGAACCAUCCUCCCGACCAUGCACCCAACCCCUCACACCCACCAAACGAUGUGAGCAACGGCCCACCAACCGACGAACCACCCAAAGACCCGGCCUACUACGAACUAGUAAUCGACAAUGACUCCGGUACAUACCGCCCCAACGCCUCCCUCCUCCCGGUCCUCAAGGACUUCCUCGCCCGCUCCCUGCCGGGCUUGCACAUUCAAACGCUAGACUGCGUGAAGGACGCGGAGAAGAUGGGCAAGAUGAAGGACGAACAGCGCGAGCGAAAGAAGCGCGAAGGCGACACUAUCGUCUUUGCGCAAGGGGACCGCUCGAGUUCCAUUUCGUCUUCGGAUGAGGAAGAUCUGGAUCGGGUACAGGCG
This is a messenger RNA of Baudoinia panamericana UAMH 10762, 1539 nucleotides long. RefSeq lists its product as uncharacterized. Gene Ontology annotation, biological process: positive regulation of gene expression. The transcript has a single exon. The record is from RefSeq and is a predicted model, not a curated record. NCBI's taxonomy places the organism in Eukaryota, Fungi, Ascomycota, Dothideomycetes, Mycosphaerellales, Teratosphaeriaceae. The annotation marks the transcript as partial.